Messenger RNA from Limulus polyphemus (Atlantic horseshoe crab), 2231 nucleotides. Its product is annotated as protein mab-21-like 2. The coding region runs from base 497 to 1594 and encodes 365 amino acids. The record is from RefSeq and is a predicted model, not a curated record. The transcript is spliced from 2 exons. NCBI's taxonomy places the organism in Eukaryota, Metazoa, Arthropoda, Merostomata, Xiphosura, Limulidae.
GCGUUUCUACCCUUUAAAGUAGAUCCUGACAAAGCAGAAUUCUGAUGCUCAAAUUCUGCAGACAGGGACCACCUGGUUAGCUCCACCCCCAGCAGCCACGGGGCGGGGUUUGCUGUCUACACCCUGCUAUACCUCGUCCAUUGACUGAUUAAACUUGACAGUUAGCUCGAUCCUCCUUGCCUACCAUCUUUUCCUUCGUUGGUAGGCCAAUCGACAUAUUCCUCCAGCCUCUCGUUAUCCCAUGUCUCCCACUGCUAGUAGAGAAGUAUACCGUGUUGAGUUUUUUUUCCUCGUCGCAAAGACUGGGACUUUGUGAUCGCUGCGUCAACCUAUCCUGCUGGCUCGUUGUGAGCCAUUAGGGGCGGAGACUGGGCAGCAGCACGUUCUAUCGGUGGAGCCUCCUAGUGGUGACCAACUGCGCUUGUAACAACAUUUUGCCAUAAACUCUGCGUCUUGCAGAAGUCAAGUUGGUAGUAGUAGAAGAAAUUAAGCCGAGAUGUUGGUGCCGUCAGAUAUGAUGGCAGCCCAGUCCAAACUGCUGUACCAGCUGAACAAGUUCUACGGGGAACGGGUGCACGCUCGCAAAGCGGCCGUCGCUAAAACGGUUCGAGACGUCUGUAAAGUUGUGCAGGACGUGCUGAAAGAGGUGGAGGUGCAGGAACCCCGUUUUAUCUCCUCGCUAAAUGAAUGUAACAGCAGGUUCGAUGGCUUGGAGGUGCUCUCACCGACCGAGUUCGAAGUGAUCCUUUACCUCAACCAGAUGGGGGUGUUUAACUUCGUAGACGACGGCUCUUUACCUGGCUGUGCCGUCUUGAAGCUCAGUGACGGCCGGAAGCGUUCCAUGUCGCUCUGGGUAGAGUUCAUCACGGCCUCGGGUUAUCUGUCCGCUCGGAAAAUUCGCAGCCGUUUUCAAACGCUCGUGGCUCAGGCGUGUGAUAAGAGCAGUUACAGGGACGUGGUCAAGAUGGUCGCCGACACUACGGAGGUGAAACUACGAAUCAGAGAACGCUAUGUAGUGCAGAUCACACCAGCGUUCCGCUGCAGCGGACUUUGGCCGCGGUCAGCAGCCCACUGGCCAAUCCCACACAUCCCUUGGCCCAACCCCAACCUGGUAGCCGAAGUGAAAGCUGAAGGAUUUGAUCUGUUGUCCAAGGACUGCAUUUCCCUGCAGGGUAAACAAUCUUCAAUGGAAGGUGACGCUUGGGUGUUACACUUCAUGGAAGCUGAGAACAGCCUGCUUAGCGGCGGCUGUCGGAAGAAGUGUCUGAGCAUCCUGAAGACGAUGCGGGACCGCCACCUGGAUCUGCCCGGCAACCCCGUCACGAGCUACCAUCUCAAGACCUUACUACUGUACGAAUGUGAGAAGCACCCCCGUGAGCUGGAGUGGGACGAGGCCUGUCUGGGUGACCGACUGAACGGUAUUCUAUUACAGAUGAUCUCGUGUCUACAAUGUCGCCGUUGUCCACAUUACUUCCUCCCCCAGCUCGACCUCUUCAAGGGGAAGUCUGCAAGCUCUCUCGAGAAUGCAGCCAAGCAGUGCUGGCGCCUGACCCGAGAACUGCUGACCAAUCCUCGGUCAUUAGAAAAGUUGUAAUCAUUCAAACUGAUUCACUAACAUUCAGAAAACCUUUGUUAUGCGGGACGCAUCUGUUGGAAAAGAGUUAAAGACAUUUGUUACGCGGGACUAAACUACUGGUAAGGAAUUAAAGAGCAUUGUUGUUUAAACUGCAACUGUUGGAAAAUAAUUAAAAGACCUUUAUUACGCGAAGUUGAACUGUUGGAAAAAAAAUUAAACACCGUUGUUACACGGGAUGUAACUGCUGGACAAGUACAUUUUGUCGCCACGAAUACAGACGUCGGUAGGCUGAAGGUUGGAAGAGUUUAACCUUGACAGUCAUGUUAUAAAAUCAGAAAACUGAGAUUCCAAGAACUCACACGUUAUCCAGGGAGGAGAUAUGCGGUCAUCAGAAAUUUUCUGGAUCAUUUCCAAUCUAAACCUCCAGGUUUUAUUUCUCCCGACCCGUUCGACUUAGCGGAUUCUAACGUUAAUCGUAUUUCCAGUACGGGACUGCUGAUAUAACGAACGUGAAGGACGAGCGAUGUUCGCUGCUUACCACAAGUGAGGACUGUGUAAGACUGUGUUUGCUGCAAUCCGAGCGGCUGCCAUACAUACGGGGUAAAUUGUAGGAGAAAAACAGAUACUACCAGAAGCCUCAGACAGGCAUAUCACC